CGAUUGUCACAUCCAUGCAUUCACGAGUCUCACUCAUCUCAUGCAUCUCAUGACUGGGAACUGCGACUGCCUUGCACACUCGACUCUACCGCCUCGUCUACGAUCUCGCUCGCUUCCAUCCACGCCGACAUUCGUCGAUAGCGCUCGUCACUCUUGCCCUUUCCCGGCUGCCUUCACAGCAACAUACUUCGGAUCACAGGUGCGACUGCCCUGAGGCUCACUUGUCAACCCCAUUUGGACCGAGUUUUCGCAUUCACAGGCCAAUUCAUCGAACGUGCCACUGGCGCAAGACAAAGAGUUGGGAAGCCUACCCAUUUCCAAUCUCCACCUUUUUGCACGAAGUAGAGGAGACCUGAUCCAUCCCAUUUCGAAACGCAGCGUGCUGUACGAUGAUCCGCUCACCGACCAGCUUGUUGUCUGGCGGCUCGCGCGCAAAGAGUGCGAGUCUAGGAGCAGCCGGUGCAGCCGGUCUAUCUCUGCGAGCGCAACUGUCGGCGCGAAGUCGAGUGACCAACCUAGGCGUCGUCUUGCUGCUGGCUGUAGCUUGCGCUUCUCUUUUGCUCAACCUUAGAUAUGCUAUUGCGGGUUCUAGACAUGUCAGGGGCUUACCCCCGCCUGGAUUCGGAUCGUGGGAGAGCUUCCACGGUCUUACGCCUUCCACACUGCUUGACAGCCUACCGCCUCCAGCAAAGGGCGCCGAUGCGCUCAAUCACCUGGUCAUUGUGACCGGUCAUGCCGUCUGGGCUGGUUGCGACUUCUCUGGUCGGGAAAAUGACGAGAAUUGGGUGCUGGAGAGUUGGCAGAGAGGUGGCAGCACGAGGACAUUCUGGAAGCACAUUGAAAAAGGAGUGGAAAUCGCUGAUGCAGAUCCGACAGCCCUUCUUGUCUUUAGCGGAGGCCAGACCAGACCGACAUCCCUUCAGACAGAAGGCGAAUCAUACUUUUCUCUUGCCGUCUCGUCAGGUAUGCGGCUGCCCGUCUUGCCUGGAUUCAACUUCUCCACACAUGGACCAGGUCCUGGGGAAGCAAAGUCGUCCAAAAAGAUCACUGCAGAGGCGAGCGAGAUUCUGGGCAGGGUCGGUGCUGGCGCACAAGCCAAUGCUGGUGUGGCGGUAGCAAAGGGACUGCAGGGUGUACGCAUGACCACGGAAAACUUUGCUAUGGACAGCUUCGAGAACCUGCUCUUCUCCAUUGCUCGCUUUAGAGAAUUUACGGGACGCUUCCCGAUUCGUAUCACCGUGGUGGGUUAUGGCAUGAAGAAGAGCAGAUUUGAAGACCUCCAUGCCAAGGCUCUCAGGUGGCCUGUCAAGUCGUUCGUUGGAGGUCAGAGGCGCUUCCACUAUGUUGGGAUCGACGAUGAUGGCAACGAGGCAGACAUCAAGGCGGAGUAUGACGGAGAGAAAAUCAAGACGUAUCCCAUGUUCGAAAAGGACAUGUAUGGCUGUCAUGGUCGCUUACUCGACAAGCGUCGUGCGAGAAACCCUACAAGAAGGUUCCACUCUUACUUCUCUGGCGCCCCCGAGAUUGCGGAUCUUUUGGACUGGUGUCCACCCGAUGGUCUUGGUCUGCAAGGCAUCUACGUCGAGUCUUUGCCCUGGGACCGAAGAGCGAAUCCCACAUCUGGAUGGGGUCGGGGCACAAAAGCGUAUCAGGAGGAGCAGAAGAAGAAGCAUGUGGCCAACCUCUUGCCGGAUAGUCGUUGGCUGGAGUAUGGCAGAGAGAAGCAAUGAGGCGCAAGGCGCCAAUAUCGAGCGUUCCGAUGAAGCUGCGGCGCUGGGUUUAUCCACCUCUCCAGCGUCUCUUUCGGAGACCCUUGAAUCCCUGCAUGGUUGUAUUUACAUGAGUUGACAACGCGCAAAGAUUCCUAUUCAGUUUCAGCUUUUCUCAGCGACUGAUGAGGAGCACCUCAUGGCAAGUCGACAGUCCCGCCCUACACUU
This is a messenger RNA of Ceraceosorus guamensis, 1938 nucleotides long. RefSeq lists its product as hypothetical. Gene Ontology annotation, cellular component: cytoplasm. NCBI's taxonomy places the organism in Eukaryota, Fungi, Basidiomycota, Exobasidiomycetes, Ceraceosorales, Ceraceosoraceae. The transcript is spliced from 7 exons. The record is from RefSeq and is a predicted model, not a curated record. The coding region runs from base 390 to 1730 and encodes 446 amino acids.